GAUAUCAUAAAAGAAAAGAGAAACACUCAAAAAAGAAAUAAAGUCUUUAGUCUUUUUCUCUUGUACUUCUUCCUCCUUCCUUAUUUCUUUCGGAUCGAUUGCCAAAAAUAUUAUUAAUUGGAGGUAUUUUGUUCCUUUGCAAUUAAUUUAUGAAAAGUAGAUAAAAAGUCAUGUCGAUCUGAAACCAUACAAAAGGAAGGAGAUUUAUAUAGUUUUAGAAAUGGAGGUUCAAAGGCUACAAGAAUUAUUGUGGUUAUUUUCAAAAUUGCAAAGUAAUCGUGUUGCCCUCGUGGGUGGAAACCACACCGCUGCUAGGUUUUGCACUCGUUAAAAUUCUUGCCAAUCCAAACUCUCUACCACUUCCCCUUUCGUUGUUAGAUUGAAUUAUAAUUUGCAUGCUCUCUUUUCCAAAAAUUGCAAACACCUUCAACCUUUCUCGGCUAGCCUCAACCUUCUUCUUUUACCUACUGCCCCCGACUAAUUUAGAUUCGUGCCGGUAGGACGAAAAUUCUCCCAGGACUCAGCAGUGGGAGCGGGAUUUUCAUGUGCUUAAACAUGACGUAUAAAACAGCGAGUUUGUUGCAUACCAAGAAACAUGACAAAAUGAAAAGCCUAUACAUGGAUCAUGCCUUAGGCUUUCACGGUGAUACCCAUUUGGUGAAGUUGAUUUCUCAAGCAGCCAUUUUGGCAUUGGUUAUUCUCUCGAUUAAUACCAUAAUCAGGGGUUUAACAUCGAGCUAUGGAUAUAUUAAUGUUUCUAAAGUUGAUGAGUUGGCUAAUUAUAAUAAUCCCAUCAAGUUGGAGUUUUUGCCUCUCAUUUUUCAUGAUUUGGCCAAUGAAGGCCUUCUCAAAAUGGGGGAUAGGUCCCUACUUAUUACCAAUGGAAAUGAAGAUCAAGCUAUUUACAAUUCUCAAGUUACAAGUGAUUACAAGAUGGAUUAUUUGAUUUCUUUUUCAGAUUUGACACGUAAAAAAAGCUGUCCCAUUAUUCUUGAAGAGUCUUUUGACUUUGCACUAAUUCCCUGCCCCUUCUCCAAAUCUCUCAAUUUUAUUGAUCCCGCUCUUAAAGUAGGUGGUAUUGUUGUUGUUCAACUAAUUAACGACAACCCCAUGACUACAUUUCUACAACCAUCAAACUAUAAAGUUGUCUAUGUUCGAAAAUUUGAUUCCACAAUUAUAGCCAUGAAAAAGACAACUACUACUUAUGCCUCUACCAAAACUAGUACUACUCCUGCUCCUACUACACAUCAUAGAAAAUUGUUCAACUUUGCUCCAAAUGCAAAAGAGGCAGCACUGAACAAACUAGAAGAUGUAUUACUUGAACCACCAAGAGCAGCAUCAGGUAAAUCUAGCAGAUAUCUCAAACGGACUCGUUAUUUGUCAGAAUUGAUGGAUAUUCCACUAGAAAGUUACCCACGAAGGGUCUUCAUUGAUGUUGGUUUACAAGAAAAGAGCGAAGCAUCAGGCGAUUCGAGUUGGUUUUCGAAGCAUUAUCCAACGAGGAAUACGAAAUUCGAGAUAUUUAAGAUUGAAACAGUAAACAAAGAGUCAUCAGUACAAUUGAUUGGAAUGUCUGAUUGGCUAAACAAGAAUGUGAAAGAAAAUGAAUAUGUGGUCAUGAAGGCAGAAGCUGAAGUGGUUGAAGAAAUGGUGAGAAACAAAGCAAUUAGGUUAGUUGAUGAACUCUUCUUGGAGUGCAAACAUCAAGGUAUUAAAAAAGGUGAUAAAAAGAAAAGUAGGAGGGCAUAUUGGGAAUGUUUAUCUUUGUAUGGUAUGUUAAGGGAUGAGGGUGUUGCUGUACACCAAUGGUGGGGUUAAAAAAAUUAUACAAGUAUUAAUUAUAACUAGACUUAUGUUCGUACAAUUGACAAUAUAAAGUUUAUUUACAUUGUUAGUGUAGCGUGUAUCAAAUUUGUUAUUACUGUUAUAAAUAAUUUGAUUAUGUAAAUAUUUUGUACCAACGUCAAUAUAUAUAUAAAGCGAUAGAGAAUGAGCGGCAAACAUAAAGGAGAUGAGGUUAUGAAUUCA
This is a messenger RNA of Nicotiana attenuata, 2028 nucleotides long. RefSeq lists its product as uncharacterized. The coding region runs from base 544 to 1818 and encodes 424 amino acids. NCBI's taxonomy places the organism in Eukaryota, Viridiplantae, Streptophyta, Magnoliopsida, Solanales, Solanaceae. The transcript has a single exon. The record is from RefSeq and is a predicted model, not a curated record.